Molecule: messenger RNA, 868 nt
Organism: Anopheles nili
Lineage: Eukaryota; Metazoa; Arthropoda; Insecta; Diptera; Culicidae
Gene: Roe1
Product: grpE protein homolog, mitochondrial
Exons: 4
Coding region: 1-741 (246 amino acids)
Biological process (GO): protein import into mitochondrial matrix; protein folding
Cellular component (GO): PAM complex, Tim23 associated import motor
Molecular function (GO): protein-folding chaperone binding; adenyl-nucleotide exchange factor activity; protein homodimerization activity
Source: RefSeq, a predicted model, not a curated record
AUGCACCGUUCCAGAAACGUCCUUAGCCUGCUCUACCGGGUAGAGCGAUUGAAUACAGCCUCCGGAUCGCUGCUAGCGAGCAGACACAUUGCGACCGUUGUAGCACAACCGACUCACAUCUGCCCAGCCCGGUUAUGGGGGACAUCCGGAUCCACUAGCAGCUCCUUUAACGUGCAUCAAAAGCGAACACUCUCGACCGAGAAAGACACAGCACGUGUGGAGGAGCCGAGCGAGAACGAAAAAAAGCUGACCCUGGAAGUGGAAGAGUUGCGUAAAGAAGCGACAGAGCUGACGGAAAAAGUUAAAUCACUAGACGAUAAAUACAAACGUGCGUUGGCUGAGAGUGAAAACAUUCGCCGGCGGCUAACCAAACAGAUCGACGAUGCGAAGCUUUUCGGGAUACAAGGAUUCUGCAAAGACCUGCUGGAAGUGGCGGACAUUUUGGGUCACGCCACGGAAGCCGUGCCGAAAGAAGAGAUUUCCGACCAGAAUCCUCACCUGAAGAACCUGUACGAGGGACUGUCAAUGACGCGGCAACAGCUGAACAGUGUGUUUAAGCGCCACGGACUGGAAACCGUAAAUCCGAUGAACGAAAAGUUCAACCCCAACCUGCACGAGGCGUUAUUCCAGCAGGAAGUGGCAAACGUGGAACCGAACACGGUCGUCGUGGUCAGCAAAAUCGGUUACAAGCUGCAUGAUCGCUGCAUACGUCCCGCGCUCGUAGGCGUAACGAAGGGUUAAAUGUAUCUAGACCAGCAAAUCGAUAGGGCCCAUGUAAAGAGAGAUAUCUGUAACAAUUUGAACCGCGAAAUCCCAAAACAAAACAAGGGAAAAUGCGCAAUUUAUUCCAAAAUAAAACUCACAUACA